This is a messenger RNA of Acaulospora morrowiae, 240 nucleotides long. The record is from the annotation of a GenBank genome assembly. Lineage: Eukaryota; Fungi; Glomeromycota; Glomeromycetes; Diversisporales; Acaulosporaceae.
AUGAUAUUGGUGGCGCACGCCAACACUCCAACGAUGGACAAACUCGAACACCGGUUGCCGAAUAAAUUCACACAAAUCAAAUGUCAUAACAUUGACUCUGGAAACAUCGAGUCCAGAUGGUAUUUUGAUCCCCAUUUGUACUUUUGCAAUACCUCAUACUCCCUUCCACCGCCACCAGAAGACAUGAUGCUUGGUUCUAGAGGUGAGCUCACAAGGGAAUGGACCGGUAACAGAGUAUGA